GUUCUGCAAUUUCCAAAAUGGCUGCCUACGUCGUUUUGUUUCCUUGCCGAGCAAACAUCGGGAGUCUUCCAGAAAUUAUCGUUGAGUGACUUUGAAACAAUUUAACAAGUCCCAAACAUGCCUUGGUACUUUCCGUGGCCGGAUUACAUUAAGAAGAAGGCUUGCAGGUAUCUUCUGCAGCACUAUGUGGGGAGUUUUCAGGAGGAAAAACUGACACUCGAUCAGCUGAGUGUCGACUUAUACAGCGGGACAGGCACAGUCAAAGAUGUCAAACUUGAUGUUUGGGCCUUGAAUGAGCUGCUGGAGAGCGUGGCCGCUCCUGUCGAGAUGCGGGACGGCACGGUGGGCAGUAUCUCGGUGGAGAUUCCCUGGUCAGCUCUCCUGACAGCCAACAGCAAGGUGGAGAUCAAGGGACUUAAGCUGACCUUCCAGCCCAAGUACCGGCUCAACACUGAGGCCAGCGGGAGUGCCACCAGCAGCAUGAUGGACUCCAUGUGGACCAGCAUGAGCAUGACCAGCUCCAUGCAGCUGGCCCAGGAAUGCCUCAAGCGGGACAGCUCCGAGACCGACCCCGAUCUGGCCUCUCCCUCCUCUUCCUCGUCGUCUUCCUCUUCCCAGCCAUUUGAAGGACCCGAGCUCCUGGCCCAGAUGAUCGAAUCAGUGCUGACCCGUGUGGAAAUGACUCUGAUUGACACCAUCAUCAGGCUUGAGCAUGUGCCCCAGGGAUGCCAGUCGGGAAUUGCACUGGAACUCCACAUAGAGAGGUUACGAUUCUUUGAUGAGGGGGCACACUCUGGCCCUCAGGACCAGGGCAGUAGUGUGGACGCCUCCCGGGUGCCCCACUUCCAGCCGGCAGCCGUCGCCCACAAGAACUUCCAGAUGAUGGGAGUAACGGUACACUGUGAGGAGUUUCCCGAGGACCAGCGGCACACGGUGGUCAGGGCGCCCUCUGUGGACGUGCAUCGGCGCGACCCGCCAGAUGCGUUCCCCUCGCUGGCCCACUCGCCAGAGAUGCCGCCCCAGCACACCCAGAUUGACCAGGGUGGGGAUGGGGCCGGAGAGGACUUGAGGGUGGGGGGAGGCAGCGGGAGAGGAGGAGGCUUGGAGCUCCUGGGGAGUUGCAUCGUGGGAGAAUGCGCUGGCAAACAGGAGGUCAAGGUCAGGGUCAAACAACACGAGCACAUCGCUGGACCCAAGGCUGAGGUGGAGACUUACCUUGGCUCCAUCAAUCUCUUCCUGUCACCCAGGCAAGUCCAUCUGCUGCUGGAGCUCUUCAGUGGCUUUCUGUCACCCGCAACGUCAGAUGUCACCAGCACCCGUGGCAGUCAACCCAACAAGCCCAUGCAGCCGGAAGACUUCCAGCGAAUUGAGAGCGAGCUGCAGGAGCAGCUGAGCAGAGACCGGCUACAGCGGCAGGAGGAGAGGCUAAGGCGAGAAUCCUGGGGGCUGAAGGAGGAUGAGGAGGAGCAGGGAUGCGGGGAUAUGUUUACCAUGCAGUCGCUCAUGGAUGACGAUGACCUGUUCUUCUCCAUGACGGGCAGCCUGAUGUCCAUGUCCCACACUGGCACCUUGGAUGACAUGGAAACUUCUUUCACUAGCACCGUGAGCAGCAGCUCAACUGACACGUCCAGGACAGGCAGUAGCCUCCCCAGAGUGGUUUACGGCAAUACCAUUUACAGAGGUCCCAGCCUGACAUCAUUUGGCACUCCAGUACCUAAAACCACCCAGCCAAAGAGAUCAAGAUCAAAGAAAGGACUAAGAGAGCAACUAGACGACCCCACAGCUGAGCUGACCCGCUACAAGCUUCGCUUCAGCAGCCUGUCCCUCACCGUCCUCCACAACGACCCCGCCCGCACGCCCCUCAACAACACGAGCCCCGCGGGCGGCAGCCGGACCGCCCAGGGGGCGGACAGGGGCAGGGCGAGUGGCCAGGACGCUCUGCAGGAGAGGUCGGAGGACUUCUUCAGGGUCCUGGGCAAGCAGGGGUACGGCAAGAAGGACCAGGGAGAGUGGAAGGAGAGAUUUGCCAGAGCCUGCCCGUAUGACCAUUUGAGAUUAACAGCAGCCCCUGUGACACUAGACUGUGACCGUAAGAGUGCCCCCAACGUGACUGCCGUGACAGCUGACCUGUCGUUCGGCUUGCUGGAGCUGUACGAAUGUCUGUUUGACAGGCCCAGGAACAGCUCCUCAGGGAGUUUUGGCCACGGCCGCUUUGCCGAUGACCUGCCGUCUUGCCAACACAUUGAGGUAUUGUCAUUCAAAGAAGAAGACAGUGUGGCAAAUGAAUACGUCGCUGUGAAGCCCUCGCUAGGAAUUAGGCUGAAGAGUAUACAGAGGUCAAGCAGCCAGGGAAGCCAGCGCCGAAUCAUCCAUAAGCCCAAGUCGGAGGUCAGUGUGGACCUUGGCCAUCUCUCCUGUGAGUUUGACGUGACCAUAGUGGACCGUUUGUACACCCUAUUACACCCCCAGUCAGUUGGGCUGGCCAAGGCAUCCGUGGGGAACGGCGCCUACCGUUCUCUGUAUGGAGGGGUCGUCAACUUGAACAAGCAAGCUGUCUUCAACCAGGCUCUGGAGGACACACCGUCCGGCCUGGAUCAAUUCCUAGACAUACGCGUCUCUUGCCCAGUGGCACAUGUGGCAUUCAGAUUUCCUAUUCCCGAUCUGAGGGAACUGAGCGACUGCGUCUGGUGGAAGCGAUCCCUGCGGGAGGAGAUUCUCCACCUGGAACUCCAGGAGAUGGAAUUCAGAACGAUGCUUGGCGAUGGGAAGCCUUACCAAACACUGCUGCUGCAGUGCCGAGAGUUGCAGAGCUCGCUUCAAAUUGGCCCACUGGAAUCCCCCAUUUCCUUCCUUCGCGUCAAGGAUGGCAACGGCGACAUCAACUCAACAGACAGAGACUUUGACUGGCCAAAAUUGGUGGUGAAGCUGUAUCCCGAGAGUGAGAAGUCGGUCUUUGAGGACGUGGGAGACAGGAGUGCAUCCCCGCCAGUAAAUUCCUGGGAGGGGGCGUGUCACUUUGAGAAGCCGGAGGUGUCACCGUUCUCCUCUAAAUGGGUCAUGUACGACAGCGAAAAGAUGGUGAUGCCGGGAGACCAAGAAGAGAUGAGAGAAUUCAGCGAGAAGGCCAUCGGCAGCGCUCGCAUCGUCGUCGACCUCGUUGCACCCAGCGUCAAUAUCUUGCUGCCCAGUAAGGACUUUGUGGAGCUCCUGUACAACAGGUUUGGCUAUGAUGUGCUACUGUGGCAGCCGGCGGCCCCCACCCCUCGGGACUGUAAUGACGGCUACCCAUCGGUGGGGCUGCCCAGGCUAGACCUGGCUGGCCACCUAGCUGGCAUGAGCAUGCAGGAGCGUUUUACCAUGUGUCAGUCCGGCCUGUAUGUAGACUCGGACUCAGACCCGGAGGAGGACAGCAGUGGGUUCUACACGACGCUCAGGCAGAAGUCCGCUCAUCAAGUCCAGAGCGGCAACUCACAGAGUUUCCUGGCCCUCAACCUCACCAUCAACCACGGAAAACUCACCAUGUGUACUCCAUUAAAGGAGAGCCCCUUCCACGGAGACACCAUGCUGGAGAUUGAAGAUGGCUCGCUGUUCACAGUGACUGACUACAAGGGAUGUGCCAACCUGAGUUACCUGUGCCUACAGGCCAAUAGAAUUGCCUUAUACCAUAAUGGUCGAGUAGACUCGCCCUUACAGACUGGGCCCCUUCCACAUGCCACCUGGGCCCCACCUGAUCAUCUCCAGUGCUGCAUCUACCUGUCGGACGGCGGAGUCCCCAGCAAACUUGGAGGGAGUGUCGGCAAUGGGGCCGGCAGUUCCAACAUGGUCGCCCUAGCCAUGAAAAUGUUCUUCAACACAGAGACCAAUAUCAAAAAUAUUGAAUGUGCCGUUGGCGUCAGAGGGGCUACAUUACGACACUACAUGUCCAAGCCUGAACAUAGCUGGCUAGUCCAGCUGAGUGAUUUCUUUGAUGUUGUUGAUGAGGAGGUCUUGGGCUACGAUAUGCCGUCCGUCGUCACCGAGUUCCACGCCCACUUCUGGGGGUGCGGGAUUGACUACAGACCUCUGAACCUCCCUUUGAGAACCUACGUGAUGGCUGAGACCCUAAGCAUAUCCAGCAACUUGGUCUACGAGGCCAAAGAGUCGCUACUUAGAUUCCUCGUGGAUGAUGCUGCAGUCUUCCUAUCUGAUCGGUGCAAUGAGCGUUCAGUCGAUAUUAGAAAUAAUUACGUCUGUGUCCUGGAUCUUGGCAUGUUAGAAGUUGCUCUCAGAAUGAGCACCGUAAAAGAUAAGAAUCCCAAGAUUGACCUCAAGGUGUCCAAUAACAUCGUGCACCUGCGCACCUGUGCAGACUCCUGCACGGCAUUAGCCAGACUCAUCCUGUAUCUUGCCAGCGACGGAGACCACUCCCCACCGCAACACUCUCCGGCACAGCAGCAAUGGGGCGACCACCAGAAGCUGCCUACAGAACAGACAGAUGUGGAUGAUGAGGAACCAUUUGUGAUAAAUGGCCAGCCAGUGUCGGACAGUCCGAUUGGUCGUGGCAAUCACCUGGAUCAGAUGCAGCAGUUGAUGGACGAGGCCAUGAGGGACGUGAGGUCGGGCAUGUCACCACCACCUGGAGAAGGGUCCCCCAUCAACAUCGCCUGCACCCUCAAACGAGACGGAGACCUGUUUCUCUUCCCCAAUGAGGACCAGGCCAACGAAGAGGAUGCAGUGCUGGAGGCCAGCCCGCAUCACCACCGCUCGCUAAAUGGCCUACCCCAGCCUGUCUCUGGACACUUUGAGAUGACUGCCGAGGAUGAGGCAGAAGAUGGCUUCUUUAACGAUGAGGAGUUCUGUGUGCUGGAUGACCCGGGCAUGGGUGUACUGCGCACUCAAGGUGAGCCGGAGGUCCAGUGCCUGGAAGACACCCCAAUAGCCAUCCAAGAGGACCACUUUGCACGGCCCCUGGGCCGAGGGGACCAACUCAACGCGCCCGCCCACUUCCCCACGGCCGUCAUGAAGUACACCCUGCAGGAGAUGACUGUGGUCUGGCACAUCUAUGGCGGCAACGACUUUGGGCCGGCAUCGCCGAGGAAACUCUCCGUGCCUGAUGUUCCAAGCUCAAGUCCAGCAAGACCAAGUACUCCAGACAGGUCCAGGACCAUGCCAUCUAACACUAGCAGUCCAGCAUCCAGGAAGACCAAAGAACGACAGCAGCAGCUGAGCUGGUACGAGCGAGGGGGACCGGGCAGAGACCACUCCACCUUGAUGGAACUACAGAUGAACAAGGUGCGAUUUCAGCACUCCCAGUACCCGGACGAGGCCCAACAGCGAUCCCGCCAGAUCCUGCUGAUCAGCGACAUCGAGGUGCGGGAUCGGCUGGCCAACUCGCAGAUCAACAAGUUCAUGUACCUGUACUCGUCGGAGGCCAGGCCCAGGAGAACCCACGCCAACAUGGUGUUGGUGAAAGCUCUACACAUCCGUCCAGACCCCAACCUAGCAGCUGAGGAAUGCUGCCUACGCAUCUCUCUCCAACCGCUCAGGCUGAAUGUAGACCAGGAUUCCUUGUUUUUCCUCCAUGACUUCUUCAACAAAGUGUCCGCAGAUGCUGGCAGGGUGCCUAUACCAGAAACUAAAGAACACCUACAUCACUAUGCAACAAGUCCCACCAAAGCCCACACCACAUCCGUGGCCACGCCCGUGGACACGCCCAUCUCUAGACCCCAGAGCCUGUCCCCGGCCUCCAUUGAGCAUUGGCUGGCCGACGGGAUGGAAGAAGAGGAUGAGGACCUGUACGAUGGGCGGGGCUUUGAAGGCAACUCACUGGGCGGGUCAGACCAAACGGAUCCUGAACAUGAGCCAUUGUCAGAGGCCCACAAUGCACCCAGCUUGGUAGCCACUGAGACAAACGCACAAGGUGCUGGGGCACCAAUCUUCUUUAGGUCAUUUGUGUUUUCUCCCGACGUUCCAAUUAAGCUGGACUACGAGGGCAAGAGAGUUGACAUGGAACAGGGAACCUUAAUGGGUCUGCUCAUGGGCUUAGGCCAGCUCAACCAUUCGGAACUAACACUGAAAAGGCUGCACAACAGACAUGGGCUCCUCGGUAUCGACAAGUUGAUACUCUACGCCAUCAACGAGUGGGCCAACGACAUCAAGAAGACACAGCUGCCUAGUCUGCUUGGAGGCGUGGGGCCAAUGCACUCACUGGUCCAGCUGGUGCAAGGCAUGGUGGACUUGGUGCGUCUGCCGGUGGAGCAGUACAGGAAGGACGGCCGCUUGAUGCGUGGCUUCCAGCGGGGGGCCAGCUCUUUCGGGACGUCCACCGCCAUGGCCGCGGUGGAGCUAACCAACCGGAUGGUCAGGCUACUCCAGGCGGCAGCCGAGACUGCCUAUGACAUGGUCUCUCCCGGCCCCAGCGUGUCCAGCCGCGCCAUCACCUACGGACCGUUCGGCCAGUCAAGGCUGGCGCGCCAACCCGCCGACUUCAGGGAGGGCAUGGCCAACGCGUUCAACGUGGUCAGAGAGGGCCUGGAGGACGCGGCCCUGGCUAUGGUGCAAGCAGCCCGGGAGGAGCACCAGCACAAGGGCGUGUCUGGGGCGGUGGGCGGCAUCCUGCGGCAGAUCCCGCCCACCGUCAUCAAGCCCCUCAUCCUGGCCUCCGAGGCCACCUCCAGCGUGCUGGGCGGCGUGCGCAACCAGAUGCGGCCUGACGCCCGCAAGGAGGACUCGGAGAAGUGGCGGUCUGAGAGGAACAAGUGAGGGUGUGGGUGAAGGAGCCCACUGAAGGGGGUGGAGCGAGAUGGACACACCACACGCACACACAUUUUUAAUCGCAGCAUCCAGUGUGGACAUUCAUUUGUUUUCAUGUGGUUACGAAAAGUCUUUGAAAAUAUCUGUUUUCUUUGUAACAUGAACACCGUUUCCAGCUGGAUUUUUGUUGAUAAUUUCCUGGAGUGUAUUCCUCAUCCUAUUGCUGCAAAUACCUCAACCCCAAAAUGCCUCUAAACCUCUUUUUCACAGAAGGGGAGAUGUGCGAACCUGGGCCAGGAAUGAGAUUGGUCAGGAUUUUUCCUGAUUUUAGAGUUUUUCAUCGGGAGUUUCUUGAGUUUGAGAUUUUUCAAACUAUCUAUUUCAAAACCUGGCAAAUCUUGGCUCACCAUUGAAAUAUUGUUAUGGUAUAAAAAUUUGUAGAAAACACCAGAAACAUGGAUUUUGGGCAACUACAAGUGUAUACCAUAGAUCCCACACCCCUGUAGGGCACUUGAAACCUCCAGUGACUGUAAUAUUUCCUGGAUAUUUCAUUUUCCUCCAAUUUCACCCCUGCUUGGCAAGUCCACACAACGUCUUCACUGACUGCGUCGUGUAGACAUUUUUUGCUCCCAUGUCCUUGCAAGGAAUUGGCAGACAGAGUGUGUAGGGAGAUACAGGAUAGGGAUCUGAAAGCUAUUAAAAGUAAUGGUCAAGCUAUAAAAGAUGUAACUCAAACGACAGGCUUGCAACAAUUCCACUGUCCUACAAUACAAUCCCUAAGUCUCGUUACAUUAUGCAUCAUGCUGUGUAUUGCCAAUUCAGGUGUACACAGUGUCCGUUGGUUUUUGACACAUACAUGCAUUCACCGCCUUUGUUUGAAAAUUAAUGUUCAGUGCAUGUUACCAAACCAAGUGUUUAUUAAACAUUGUAAAUCUUGGAUCUUGUAAAUGUUGGAGUUGAUCUUUAACCAUGACAGGACAGGAGAAAGUUGAAAAGGACUACAUGAAAAGGACUGUAAACAAGAAUAACACCUAGAUACACUCAUUGGAUUGACAUGAGGGGGAGCAUUUUGUCUGCAAAAAAAAUUUAGGCAAAGACAGAUGUUGUUACAUAUAAAACAGGAAGUAAAACUGUAAAGUGAUGAUUUUCCAAGUAAAAUUAUACUUGUUUGUUCAAUGGAGGGUCUUCAAACGUGCGCCUAGUUUGAGCUGUUAGUGAGGUCCUUGUUAAUAGUUGAGUUGGGGACUGAUAUCACCUCGGAUCAUGUUGACCAAAAUGUUGAUGGAGAUUGUGCGUCUGGCUUUGAACUCCGUUCUAGAAUAUCUCCCAUAAAAAAAAAAUCUUUUAAAAAUACCUCAUGCAAUUUGACUGUAGAUCCUAAUUGCAUUGUGUACAUAUAAAUUUUGUUUGUGUUUUCUGCUUUUCUUAUUUUGUUAAAGACUGCUUUGUUUAAAGACUGACUUCUUUGCCAAAUUGAGCUCGUUAACUGAUAGUUUUAACUGUGAAAUAUUGAUUGAAGGAGGUGCAAUAGCUAGAAUAACUGAUGGAAGAAACAGGAAUGUUGGAGAUUUGUAAAUAGAAAUCAAAUGUUCAUCUGUACAUGGUAUCUGACUCGGCGGUAAGAAGUGAAGUGGACUUUUAAGAGCAAUGGAAAAGAAUUACUUGGCUGUGGCCUGAACUUAUGCACCAGUCUAUGGUAGUGGUCACAGGGUUCCCAUAGAGUCGUGUGUAAUUCCAAGCCAUAACCAAGUACUUCAGGUGUGGCGUAAUACUAUACUCAUUUUUGGGGGGGGGGACUAGUGGAUAACAUGACUGGUUUUCCAUUUUUGCCGGGAUGGGAGUGAACCAUAAUCUUUUAAAGUCCUGAUCGGUGUCACGAUGCUUGAACUUGACAACAGUGACCGUUCGGGAUUGCAGGAAAACCCAAAGUCCUUGAGCCAGGUGCAGUGAUUUUUGCGGCAUCACCAUGACUGUGAUUGAAGCAGACGUUUGCCAUGUGAUUAACAAAUACCCAGCAGCACACAAGAUAUCUACCGCAGAAACAUUUUGGUGGUUUUAAGUACUGAACUUUUUCUCUGUCUCAGGUUCCAUCCUCUGAAAUCAAUCCCCAAAUCAAAAUCAAAUUAAACAGAAAUACUUCAGUAGUUGACGCUGUCACACAUAAUUUAAUGCUGCAAUGGCACUAUCUGACUCAUUGAGCUUUUUGUUGAAUCACAGAGGUAGGAAAAGACAGGGGGUAACAAACCAGGCAAAGCCUGAGACGGAGAUGGAAGCUGAGUGUUGGAAAACCCCCAGUGUGCUGUUCGCUGUAUCUUUGCUGUCAAGUAUGUGAACAGGUGUUGUAUGUCUUUCCAUUUUGUAAAGCCGACUUGUGUUAUCAAUCCUGUCAGUGUCUUUUAUGCUCAAAAGUAUUUCAGCAAUGCAAGUUUAAUGUGCCAUUAUCCACCAAACAUUUGCAAACGUGUAUAUCUGAGCACUCCCUUUUUAUUGUACUCAUGCUUGUAUAAUCUUUUUUACAGCGUAAUCGUUUAUUUAAUGAUAAUUAUUUAGUCAGAAGUGAGAAUAUGAUUUCUGUGUAAUUGUACAUAUACAGAAUAGUUGGCUCAAGAUGUAUAUUGCCAAAUUAUUUGUUGAAAUGAUGAGUAGUGUUAUGGUCAAAGCCAGAUGAGUGUUCUUUACAGUCAACUUUCGUUACAAGAAGGUUGCCGGGACCAGGUGAAUAACCUUGUUAUAUUCAGGACCUUGUUAUGAAGGGAUUGAACAAACGAUGGAAAACAGAAGAACUCCACAGAUUGGGGACCCUCAGAAGACGUGGCUCUGGAAGUUGUUACAACAGUGCUCUUUAUAUUGAGAGAUGGCUAAAUAUUACAUCAAAUAACAAAAGCAGUUCCAUCCUGUUCCAUUUUUCUGCUGCGUAAACAUCAGCCAGUCCAAUACGAGGUCAGCUUUUGGAGUGGCAAAUCCAGCAAGGGGGCGGGGAACAAGAUGUACUACACACAGUGACGUGUUGCCCCCCCCCUUUUUUUCAUCUUUAAGAAUCGAAAUCAAUAAGGCUUCAGAAAUGGUUUUGUUACCUUUCUUUGGAAUGGAUUUUAUACAGAUGAAACAAAUCGGAACAAUUGUUUUCAGACAAAAAUCUCCAUUUGCCCCCAAGGGCAAAAAAUUUGGGUAUGCCAGUAAUUUGGAGUCGGAGAUAAAAUGCUUGAAACCGGUAGUGGAUGAUGAUCUCAAGGCAAUUACGAUGGGACGUAGCUAAAGUGCAAAAAAGAAGGCCCAGUUGUUUUAAAGUCCAAUAAGUUCCAAAUAUUGACCAUGGUAAGGACCCUGAAGAGUUGACCAGAGUCCAGAAUCAAGUCUUGGCUUGGACGAAAGGUACAGUUCAGUUUGGACUCUUUCUGGGUAGGGACUGCCUUGGACUCAGGUCUACGUCUUGCAAGUACAUUAUGUCCUUUAGCCAUGGGUGGACUAGUGUAUGUAUAUGUGAUCUCAAAAACCUAACACUAACAAGUGUGCAUUCACUUAUACAGUACAUUUAAUACCAAAUGGUAACGAUUUGCCUGAAAGUACAUCCAAAGUUAACUUUAUUGAUAUCAGUUUAAUUUUUUUUUAAUGAAGUAUUUUGAAAGAGGUCAAGGAGUGAGAUGGACAUUGUAUUCUCAUCAAGCAUUGUAUCAAGUGCAAAAUCCAGUAUGCACUCGGUGACAAACCUUCCUGUGGUGGACUUCCGCGUAGUUUAAAGGGCUGGAUGCAUAUAAUGUACUAGGAUGGGAUUGAAGUCGGGAAACACUUCGUUCACAUGUACCUGUUGUCUCAGUCUCUGAAAGAGACUGGCUGCCCUGUCCUAAGCACUGCACCUUUCCCUCACCUUUUCCAUGCAUCCUUCCUCAACAGUCAUUUUCUUGUAUCGACAAAGUUUAACAACCCGAAACGUUUUUGGCAGGCAUAUUGUUGAGUGUAGACUAUUUCAUCAGCUUUUGUAUCGGUUGCAAAAAAAACAUAUUUGCAUUUUGUUUUUCCUUAACUUUAGGGCAAUUUCUUUGUCGGAAUUCUAUCGUCGUCACACUAUAUUGAGCCAUGACUAAGCUGUAUCGUAUUAUAUCCCAAAUGGAACCAAGGUGACUAUUAAAAGAAAAACUCAGUUUUACCCUGCAGACCUUGAGAAAGGAGUACAUUUAUUGGCAGAUGAGAUUUGAGAGUUGGUGUGACCUUUUCCUCUUUCAAAAACUUUGUUUCAUCGCCCACAUGAGAUACCAUGGGCACAAAGUGGACGUAUUCUGGUCACAAUAUCAAGAUUCCUACAGCCUGUAGUCUUUUUGUGCAUGUCUGAUGGUGGGCAAUUGUUUUUAGAUGUUGAAAUCUGUACUUAGAAGGGGAAUGCAUCCCAUGUCUUUGCCGGCAGAGUUCAAUAUGUAGGCCAUUUCCUUCUCUUGUGGGGAUUACCCAAGGGGUGUCAAGAUUGUGGCCCCCCUCCCCUCACACACUUUUUGGCCAUUUGAUCAUCCUAUUUUUGUGGAAAGAACCCCGAAACAAUCGAAAAUGUGAGUUGUCUUUUUACACUCCAAGAGUUGGCAUGUAUUAAAAAGACUACAAUAUAGGGAACUAACGACACAUUCUGGUUAUCCCCAUUCCCCCUCACAUGUAAGCAUGGAUUUACACCACUGGAAAUUGGCUAGUUGGUUGCAAAUUAAGAAUUGGCCUUCUAAUCUUUCCCCAAUGGAAAUAAAAAAUUGAUACAUGUACCUGCAAGUU
Messenger RNA from Acanthaster planci (crown-of-thorns starfish), 11481 nucleotides. RefSeq names its product autophagy-related protein 2 homolog B-like. Gene Ontology annotation, molecular function: phosphatidylinositol-3-phosphate binding; protein-membrane adaptor activity. Lineage: Eukaryota; Metazoa; Echinodermata; Asteroidea; Valvatida; Acanthasteridae. Gene Ontology annotation, cellular component: phagophore; phagophore assembly site. The record is from RefSeq and is a predicted model, not a curated record. Gene Ontology annotation, biological process: autophagosome assembly; autophagy of peroxisome; reticulophagy.